CUUCAACACACUGGAGAGAGGGGGAAUACAAAAUCGGUCUACAGGCUUUGAUUCCCGAUGUAUUUGUGUGUUAGGCAAGUUGUUCGCUGCAUAUAGGGCAAUUUUUUUUUUUCAUAAUUUAUUAUAUUAGCUUGUUCUUCUGGUCUAAUGCUGUCACUUCUGAUGGACUGCAAAACCAGCUCCUUAUUUAAUUGAAAGUUGAAGUGUUUCAAGGUAUUGAAUGGAAAACCGUGCUCAAUAAGAAUAAUAUUUUUUUAAACAAGUUUAACAACGUUAUAAGAUUACCUACUGUUGCAUCCGCGGUAGACAACUUUUCAGCAUCGCCACAUUAUCGUCUGCUGUGUAGAUCGUAGUCUUCUCCGCCACCGCCGCCACACCGCCAUCAUGCCUAGCAUGCGACAGUCGUACACCGUGACCGUGCCAGAGGAGUCGCCGGUCACCGCUUUCCCUUUCCUAAAGACAGACCUGCGCAAGAAGAGCAGCACUCCAAUGUCACGCUCUAUGUUGGUGUCCACAUUUGUGGGUCUGCUAAUCAAUCAAGCCAAGAACUCUAAGAGUCCCCAAGGUUUGGUGGGACUGAGGAACCUUGGUAACACAUGUUUCAUGAACUCCAUACUGCAGUGUCUGAGCAACACUCCUGACUUAAGGGACUACUGUCUGAUGAAUGUACACCGUACCGACAUUAACAACAACUGCAGGUCCCAGUCUGCUCUCAUGGAAGAGUUCGCCAAACUCACUCAGACUCUAUGGACGUCAGUCAGCAGUGAGCCCAUCAGUCCUUCAGAUUUUAAGUUCCAGAUCCAGAGAUAUGCACCCAAAUUUGUGGGAUACAAUCAACAAGAUGCUCAGGAGUUCCUGCGUUUCUUGUUGGAUGGCCUCCACAAUGAGGUCAACAGAGUCACAGUGCAGCCCAGGGUCCCACCCGAGGACAUUGACCACCUCCCUGACAGUGAGAAAGGGAAGAGAAUGUGGAAGAAGUACUUAGAGAGAGAGAACAGCAAAGUGGUCGAUCUGUUUGUUGGCCAACUGAAGAGCUCUCUGACCUGCAAUGAUUGUGGCUACUGCUCAACUGUGUUCGAUCCAUUCUGGGACCUGUCACUACCCAUCGCUAACAAAGGUUCAGAGGAAGUGAAUCUGACAGAUUGCAUGCGACUCUUUACCAAAGAAGAUGUACUGGAUGGAGAUGAGAAACCGACGUGCCACAGGUGUAAAGCCAGAAGGAAAUGCACUAAGAAAUUCACCAUCCAGAAGUUCCCACAGGUCCUUGUGCUUCACCUUAAACGCUUCUCAGAGAACCGUUUUCAAAGUAGUAAACUCUCUACCUAUGUCAACUUCCCUCUCAAAGAGCUGGACAUGAGUGAAUUUGCCUCAGACACAAACAUGAACACAGUGUACAAUCUGUAUGCCGUGUCCAACCACUCGGGGAACACUCUGGGUGGCCACUACACAGCGUACUGCAGGAACCCGUCCCUGGGGGAGUGGUACAGUUACAACGACUCCAGGGUAAGCCCCAUGUCGUCCAGCCAGGUCCGCAGCAGUGACGCAUAUGUGCUCUUCUAUGAGCUGGCAUCCUCCUCUCAUUCACGCCUAUGAAGCUACUUAUCAUGGACAUAUGGGCUCCACAACGCCUGGCAGCAACUACAUAGGACAACAUAGCAGUACGUAGCAACUGGAUUGGCCGAGUAGGCCUGUGUCUGGUCGGAUAGUUGAUAUUUGAGCUUUGCUCAGUGGAUUACAUGCUGUAUAGCGGAUUCAAAAUGGAUUCAGCUACUGCACUGCCUGGAUACAAACACUGACUUGAGGUUUUCCUGCAGCACUUCUUCUAAGGACAUUGGGAAGAGUGUUGGAACAGCUAAAAAACAUGUCCACUGAAUGUCAGAAUUUUUUUUGGGGAUGUUACAUUUGACAGUCUGAAUGAGCAGGACAGUGAGCAGGUGUCUGUGUGUGUGUGAGUAUGUGUGUGUGUGUGUGUGUGUGUGGAUGCAUGUGUGUGUGUGUGUGUGUGGGUGCAUGUGUGAGUGUGUGUGGGUGCAUGUGUGAGUGUUGGUGCAUGUGUGUGAGUGAGUGUGUGUGUGUGUGAGAGAGAGUUAGCAUGUAUGUGGCUGUGUGUGCAGUCACCCUGCAGACCGUAAAUAACUGUAUAUCUUUCUAUGCACGAGAACAAGGACUCUAUGAGCCCAAAGUGGGGUUGUGUAACUUACUCAAAGGACACAACCAACAAAUUAAAUACUUUAUUGCAUUAACCUUCCGUGCUGUAAAUUAUUACAUUUAAACUUGAUGUCACCAGCUGUGACUGUAGAGAUGGAUGGAUCUCUAGCACUCUCUGGCGGUUGGCUGUUGUUACACUUACACUUGAAGAAAGAGGGCCACUUUGGGACGUUGUGCUCGGAGUGUAGGGUUGGCACACCCUCAUCUCCUCAGACUUUCAAUUGAACUGUGCGCGCGCGCGUGUGUGUGUGUGUGUGUGUGUGUGUGUAAAGGUGAAAGAGACCAAGAGAGGAGUUAAUCUCCAACUCUAAACAUAAGGUGAACAAAUCAAGCAAUGGCGCAGUGAUUGGGAGAGAAAUUACAUUUCUAUGUUUUUAUAACUUUUCCAUAUUUUAUUUUUUUAUUUAUAAACCAACAUGGUGACUGUACUGUGGUGCAAAUCAUAUCAGUGUUUUUGCAGAAUAUGGCAACAUAUCGACUCUUGAAACAAAGUGACUUUCUGAUGUAAAAAAAUCUGAUUCUGUAUUAAAUGUCUAGAAGUGAAUAGGAGUACUUAAAAAUAUUAAAUAAACUGUUCUUAGAAAAUGUC
Esox lucius (northern pike) is the source of this 2797-nucleotide messenger RNA. RefSeq names its product ubiquitin carboxyl-terminal hydrolase 2-like. The transcript has 12 exons. Gene Ontology annotation, molecular function: cysteine-type deubiquitinase activity. Bases 385 to 1593 code for a protein of 402 amino acids. NCBI's taxonomy places the organism in Eukaryota, Metazoa, Chordata, Actinopteri, Esociformes, Esocidae. The record is from RefSeq and is a predicted model, not a curated record. Gene Ontology annotation, biological process: protein deubiquitination. Gene Ontology annotation, cellular component: cytoplasm.